AUGUACAUACGACCAGUCCACGCUGAGCUUGAUGUUCCUACGUUGCACCAGUUCAUCCGCGAAAACCCUCUUGGAUUAUUCACAACUGCGAUACCGCAUUCCAAAAACGCGACAUUACAAACCACGCACAUCCCAUUUGUUCUCGAUGCUCCCUCCGAAGAAGAUGUAGAGUCCAAAGGAGUACUUCGGGCUCAUAUGGCUCGGGCGAAUCCACAAACAAAAUCCAUCAUUGACUCCCUUACAUCGUCCGGAUCCAGUGAAUUGGAAGAAGAAGUAUUGAUCCUUUUCAACGCUCCUGUACAUUCAUACGUCACGCCAAAGUUUUACGUCGAGACAAAACCCAAAGACAGCAAAGUGGUACCCACGUGGAAUUAUGCAGCAGUACAGGUAUAUGGGAAAGCAAGUGUGUAUUACAAAAAUGAUACCAACACCUCUGCCUUUUUGCAACAACAAAUUGAAGAAUUAUCGGAGCAAAAUGAACGGCAGAUGUCGAAAAGACGAGGGAUAGAGGGGGAUAAGAGCUGGCAGGUAUCCGAUGCUCCUGACAAAUACGUGGAUCUAUUGAAGAAAGCUAUCAUUGGGCUGGAGAUUAGGAUUGAUCGGAUUGAAGGAAGAUUCAAGCUGAGUCAAGAAAGUGGUGAUGGUGAUUGGAUGGGUGUAGUGGAAGGAUACAAGUCCCUCUCAACAGAAGAAGGAGACAAGAUGGCGACGUUGAUAGAAAGUAGAGGAACAGAAAGGAUAUCUAAGAAAGGUGUUUGUCCGAUAUCAUAG
Kwoniella shivajii is the source of this 771-nucleotide messenger RNA. RefSeq lists its product as uncharacterized. The record is from RefSeq and is a predicted model, not a curated record. Bases 1 to 771 code for a protein of 256 amino acids. The transcript has a single exon. NCBI's taxonomy places the organism in Eukaryota, Fungi, Basidiomycota, Tremellomycetes, Tremellales, Cryptococcaceae.